CUCAGAACCACGAUUUCAAACUAUGUCCUCGCGAGGUGCUUCAACUGAGCACCAUGCUUCGGUUGGCUUGAAGGUUCAUUACGGUCACGUGCAGCGCGUCACUCCCGUGUGUAGUGGCGACGCGUCUCCUGCUGCAUCGCGGGCGGGGGCCUUAUUGGCAGCACAUUUGCGACUCGCGACACAAGGCAGAUGCAGCUCAUUGUGCGAUCAAGAUGCCGCCGGCGAUUUGCGAUUCAGAAGGCGAGGAAGAGGAAGUCUUUGCCCAGGAGCGUCCUUCGCAAAGCAGCAUCAUUUCCUGGGCUGCUAAGCAGAUCGAUGCAGUCGCAGUGCAGCUUUUCGAUGGCGCGGAUGAUCGAGCCACAGGCUCUACCGAUACGGCGCAGCUAGAGGCUGAAAUCCGAAAUGCGGCCUGGGGACUGUUUGGCACUGAUCCCAGUCAACAUUCGCAGCCCAAACUCAACUCAUCUCAAAUCGCGUCCGGGUCGCACAAGCGCAGUCAUACAGAUUACAAUAUCGCGAGAGAUGCAUCGCAAUCAAGCAACAAGCGCUCCAAGACCUUCGGCGGGGCCUGUCCAGUGAUACCGCCACAGCCAGGGCUAUCAGAGCACUCUGCCAUGUUCAACGAGCCCCAAAUGCCUUUCCAGGGAUCCUUGUUUGAGGAUUUCGUGAAUCAUGAACCGUUCGGCAUGUUUCAGGAGACCGGCGACACUGUGGCCGACAUGUCUUCUUGUCAAGAGAGGCUGGUGGCCGAGGCCAUUGCUGACUUCGGAAAGUCCGAAACCAUUUCCACGACGCGUCCCACACCGGUCGAAUUGCCUCCCAGCCCGUCGUUCCCUUACUCGUCUUCGACGAGACCAACACAGAAGGCGGUCGCUGUUGAUCAUGUUGAGCACGUAGCCGAGGAGCACAGCAGCGAAUACAAUAUAGUUCUGGACCUCGGGCCCGAGCACGUUCAUUCUGUCGCCGACGAUGCCUGUGAUACACAGUCUCUUCAGCCACCACCUCACCUCAGCCCUGUGACACUCCUACCAACUGGACUUCCGGAGACAAACACUCCAUUUGAGACGCAAGCCAUGCCAAAAACAGGGAAACUCCGCAGUCGCAAGCGAACGAUGGAAAUCGACACGAUGAAUAACAUGGGUGAAGACGAGCUAUUGGUUGAGCUACCCAAAGAGCAAUAUCAACCGAGACCAAGUCGAAGGCGAGCGACCGACACGAUGGAGCUCGCCUCGCCCAAGGCCACUGCGCCAAAACAAACGUCCAAGAAGCGAAGGAAGACCGAUGAUCAAAUUGAUCCUAGCAAAUCUGAGGCCAUUGCUGUUGACAUGAAACCGCCGCCAUCGGUUGGCUUGUCCGGACGGAAGGGAAUACGAAGUCAUACUACGAUCUUCGAAGAUCACAUCAAUUCCGAUACCUCGCUCAAGUCGCCAAGUCUCAGCCAGCGACAAGCUCUUCGGCGGUCCGUCUUAAAGGACAUUUCAAAUGAGCCUGCAGAACAAAACCCAAAGCCAAGGCGUCAAAGCAGGAAGAUUCUGGUCGAUAGUGAAGACGACGACGAGGAUGAGCUUGGCAAGAUUAGUGAUGUUGAGGACACAAUCCCACUUAAACGAGGUAGAGGUCGACCAUCGAAAGGCAAGCCUAAAAAGGCAACGUCUGUCGGAAACUCAGCCAAUGCAAUUCCCGAUGAGCUAGAUGCUGCAGUAGGUGCUCCAGAACCACGAGUGAAGAAAGGCCGAGGUCGACCCGCGAAGAACAAAGUAGCAGAAUCAAAGGUCGAUGACAAAGUGAUCGAGGAUGAGGAAGAGAUAGAGCCGGAUGCGGGCUCAAGCAGAGUGCUGGAGGCGGUCGUGAUCAUCCCGCCCCAAACUACACCUUCGGUAGUCUCUUCAACUCAUGCACCGACACCUCCACCCGAGCCGCCCGCCAAAUGCACGCCGGAGCCGAAACCUUCCAAGCUGCCCAAUGGCCCCGUCACGCACUCUCCGAUCAAAAAAUGCCUGACAUCGACUUCGAAGUAUCGCGUCGGACUCAGUAAGCGACAGCGCAUUCAGCCACUACAUUCGAGCAUUCGGAAACGAUAAGUCUAACCUCGAUCUUGGGCGAAGAAGGCAUGCUGUCAAUGUUCCCGGGUGCAGAAUCAAUGUUAUACAGCAUGAGUAUGCUUUGAGAUGGGGAUUGAUGAUUGCUUCACGGGAGAAACGAACUUGAUGAGCUUUUGAUAUUGUCUAUUAAGAUACCCAUACAUUGAUAAUUUCAAGAAUAAGCGAGUUUCGCAAACUUGCAAAAAACGUGCACCUUAAAAAUCUGUCUGUACUACCUCAAAGUAGGU
Molecule: messenger RNA, 2329 nt
Organism: Dissoconium aciculare CBS 342.82
Lineage: Eukaryota; Fungi; Ascomycota; Dothideomycetes; Mycosphaerellales; Dissoconiaceae
Exons: 3
Coding region: 213-2081 (622 amino acids)
Source: RefSeq, a predicted model, not a curated record